UCUGGUGGCAUGUGACCAUUUGUGUUGUGGUGACAACAGUUACGGGGAAGCUGCUGCAGACAUCCCUGACCAAGGAAGGGGAGACAGUGCGUCUGGACCAGAGGAACGUGCCCUUCCAGGUGGACACGUCCAGUGACAGCCCCUUCCUCAUCCUGCCUCUCACCUUCUACCACAUGAUUGAUGACAACAGCCCUCUGCGAGCCUGGGCCGCCAAGGGUUCCAGUGCUGUGACUUCUUGGUUUGUGCUGAAGGGAGAAGAUCUCACUCUGGAUGUUCAGAAACCUGAUAUUCAAAAAGGAAACACAUUUGCAUGGAAGUUCAAAAGUAGACAAAAUGUAGUAAUAUUAGUCAAUGAAAAACCAGUAGUCUCUAAAAACUACACAGGAAGGGUUGAAUUUUCAUCAGUAGAUUACUCUUUGCUGUUGAAGAGUCUAACAGAAGCUGACAGUGGAGUUUAUUCUGCACUGCUGUCUGGGGACAAAGAUGUGAAAGUGGCUGAAUAUGAAGUCACAGUUCAAGAGCGAGUGUCUCCAGUUCACCUGACAGUGAACUCCUCCAGCUCAGACUCCUGUAACGUCACUGUGACCUGCAGCAGUCAGGACUCUUCCAUCAGCAGCACUUUGACAUGUGACAGAGGAAACUGCUCUCUGGAGGGAGGAGAGAGGUCAGAGGUCACAGCCUCUGCUGCCUCCCUCAGAGUCUACCUGUUGAAUGGGUCAGUCAUCUGUAACCAUAGCAACCAGGUCAGCUCGAGUGAGGACAGGGAGAAGAUUGAUGCUCUCUGCUGGCCAGAUGUUGUCGACAACAGAACGGAACUGCCCACAUCCACAAUCAUUGUGAUUGCAGUGGUCUGCGUCGUCAACGUCUGUCUCGUAGGAUUAAGUGUUCUCGUUUGCCGAAGGUAUAAAAAAGAAAAGCUUACAGUGAAUCCCAAGAGCAGAGAUGAGGGAGAGAUGAUGAUGAGAGAGACCAGAGAGAAUACAGUGUAUGAUACUCCAAAGCAACCCAUUCCAGGCUGUGCUGUGGCUCAGGGCCGCACAGCAGAGGAAGCAGCUGAGGCCGAGUCUCGAACCAUCUACAGCUUGGCUGGUCCCUCCGGGCAGCCUAAUGAUGUCAGCGUGUAAGCUCAAAUAUGUGG
Molecule: messenger RNA, 1138 nt
Organism: Myripristis murdjan (pinecone soldierfish)
Lineage: Eukaryota; Metazoa; Chordata; Actinopteri; Holocentriformes; Holocentridae
Exons: 8
Coding region: 174-1124 (316 amino acids)
Cellular component (GO): membrane
Source: RefSeq, a predicted model, not a curated record